Molecule: messenger RNA, 2976 nt
Organism: Pieris macdunnoughi
Lineage: Eukaryota; Metazoa; Arthropoda; Insecta; Lepidoptera; Pieridae
Source: the annotation of a GenBank genome assembly
AUGAAGACCCGCUUUAAUACAUAUGACAUUGUUUGUAUGGUGACAGAGUUACAGAGAUUAAUUGGUAUGAGAGUGAACCAAGUCUACGAUAUAGAUAAUAGGACAUACGUUAUCCGGCUUCAAAGGUCAGAGGAAAAGAGUGUCUUGCUUCUAGAGUCGGGCAAUAGGUUUCACACUACACAGUUUGAAUGGCCAAAGAAUGUUGCUCCAUCAGGAUUUACUAUGAAGCUCCGAAAGCACCUCAAAAACAAACGUCUAGAACAUCUUACUCAACUUGGUAUAGAUCGUAUUGUAGAUCUUCAAUUUGGAAGUGGAGAAGCAGCAUACCAUGUUAUUUUAGAACUAUAUGACAGAGGAAACAUAGUCCUUACAGAUUAUAACUGGAUUAUUUUGAAUGUCUUGAGGCCUCAUGUAGAAGGUGAUAAAGUCAGAUUUGCAGUGAAAGAAAAAUAUCCAUUAGAUAGAGCAAAAACGAGUUAUGCAGCCCCAAAUGAAGAGCAAUUAAGACAGAUAAUUUCGAAUAGUAAACCGGGUGAUAAUUUGAAGAAAAUACUUAAUCCUAAUUUAGAAUAUGGUUCAGCAAUAAUAGACCAUGUUCUAUUAGAAAAUGAACUAUCAGGCACCUUAAAAGUAGCAUCGGACCCUGAUAAAGGGUUUUACGUUGACAGAGAUGUUGAUAAAUUGGUAACUGCACUAAAACAGGCUGAAAAGCUUAUGGAUGAGGCGAGGAACCAGAUUUCUAAAGGAUUCAUUAUUCAAAAGAAAGAAGAACGUCCAAAUCCUGAAGCUGCUGGUGACUUUUUACUAACAAAUCAAGAGUUUCAUCCGCUCCUCUACAGCCAACACAAGAAUCAGCCCUACUCUGAUUAUGAGACAUUUGAUAGAGCUGUUGAUGAGUUCUUUUCGGCUUUGGAAGGUCAGAAGAUUGAUUUAAAGACAAUACAUGUGGAACGCGAAGCAAUGAAAAAACUCCAAAACGUAAAGAAAGAUCACGAGAAACGUAUCACUGAGUUGGAGAAAGUCCAAAUAGAAGACCGACAAGCUGCUGAGAUGAUCUCCAGGAAUGAACAAAACGUUGAAAGAGCCAGACUCGCUAUUCAGACUGCUAUCGCCAACCAGAUGUCCUGGGAUGACAUACAACUGUUAGUCAAAACGGCCCAAGAUAGUGGAGACCCUGUAGCAUCGACUAUCAAGCAACUGAAACUAUCAACCAAUCAUAUCACGUUGCGUCUGACAGAUCCUUAUGAGGACAUGGGACCGAUGAUGGUGGAUAUUGAUCUGUCUUUGACGGCCUUUGCUAAUGCAAGACGAUACUAUGAUCAAAAACGCAAUGCAGCUAAGAAACAGCAGAAAACUGUUGAAUCGUCGGGAAAAGCUCUGAAGAGCGCUGAACGUAAGACCAAACAGACGCUCAAGGAAGCCCAAACAAUCAGUACCAUCAGUAAAGCGAGAAAGACGUACUGGUUCGAGAAAUUCUACUGGUUCAUAUCUUCAGAGAACUAUUUGGUAAUAGGCGGUCGCGAUCAGCAACAAAACGAAUUGUUAGUUAAGCGUUACAUGCGUUCAACAGACGUGUACGUGCACGCUGAAGUGAGUGGUGCUUCGUCCGUAGUUAUUAAGUGUCCGGCGGGUUUACCUCCUCCUCGGACGCUUAGUGAGGCAGGACAGGCAGCGGUGGCUUACAGUGUGGCCUGGGAAGCAAAAGUUCUAACUCGUGCGUGGUGGGUAUACGGGCAGCAAGUAUCAAAAUCCGCCCCAACCGGUGAAUAUCUAACGACAGGAUCCUUCAUGAUCAGGGGCAAAAAGAACUACCUCCUUCCAGAACAUUUACAAUUUGGCUUUAGUUUCCUCUUUCGGCUUGAGGAUAGCUGCAUAGAAAAGCAUAAAGAUGAGAGAAAAUGUAUAGCCGAUGAUAUUUCUGAAGUGGCUGAGAGUGAGCAAGAUACAGAAAUUGUCGUAUCAGAGGAUUCAGAUGACGAAAAAGAUAGUAAAGAUAUAUUGGAUACAAUAGUUGAAAAUAAGGAAUUACAAAGUAGUGAUAGUGUUAAAGAGAAUUUGGAAAGUGCUAAAGUUGCAGAUCAGAAUGAAACUAGUAAUUUAGAAGACAAAAAUGGAAGUGAAGAUUUAAAUAAAGUAAGUGUAAAGGAACUUAAGGAAGAGAAAGAAGAAGAUAAAAGUGACUCAGAUAGUGAUAGUUCUGAUGAUGUCUUGGAUACACAUAUUAAGGUCGAUCACGGAACAGGGCAAGUAAUAACCGCGUCUAAAACGCGAACAAUAUCAGAAAUGUCAGAACAGAGUGAAGAGCUACAAUUGAAAUUCCCCGCUAUGCCCAAAAAGAACCCUCAGAAGAAAGAGAAACCCCCGCAGAAGGAAAAAGUUCAAAAGGAACAGGAGAAGAAUGGUCCAAAGCGAGGCCAAAAGGGAAAAUUGAAGAAGAUAAAGGAAAAAUAUAAGGAUCAAGAUGAAGAGGAUCGCGCGUUCAUGAUGGACUUAUUAAAACCAGACAAAUGUGCAAAAGAAUCAAAGAAGGCCCUAAAGCAGGCUGCAAAAGGCAACAAAGACAAGAAAUCUAAUCGCGGACCGAAGAUACCACAACCCCCUCCAUUACUGCUUGAAGCUGAGUCUGAAGAUGAACCGGAACUCGAAGCUGAGACGGAACAGACAGGCGAUGCGGAUACGGAAAUGCUGUGUCAGCUGACGGGCGCGCCAUAUCCUGAAGACGAGUUACUAUUCGCCGUACCUGUUGUAGCGCCGUACUCCUCACUUCAUAACUAUAAGUUUAAAGUAAAAUUAACCCCGGGCACAAGCAAAAGAGGAAAAGCGGCCAAAACAGCUGUCCAGGUAUUCUUACGGGACAAGAUGGCAUCUGCACGCGAAAAGGACUUGUUAAAGGCGGUCAAAGAAGAGAAUGUAGCUAGAAAUUUCCCAGGAAAAGUGAAAUUGUCCGCCCCACAGCUGCAUAAACAUAAGAAAUAG